GCGCCCCCCGUGACGUCACAGACUGUCAUGGCGGCCCCCGUGGUGCUGGUGCAGGGAGCCAGCAGAGGCCUCGGGCUGCAGUUCUGCAGACACAUCCUGACCCGCAGAGCCGCCGCCGUCGUCAUAGCGACGUGCCGCAGCCCGGAGGACGCGGCGGAGCUGCGGGUUCUGACCGCUCAACACGCGGGAAGAAUCACCGUCCUCCGCAUGGACGUCAACCGGGAGGACGACGUGAGGCGAGCCGCACACACCGUCAGAGACACGGUCACACGGAUAGACCUGCUGCUCAACGCCGCAGCCACGCUGCCUGCUGAGGGGGGGAGAGAGAGGAGACCGGGAGGGGGGAGACUCCGGGAGGGGGAGACGUCACUGAGAGACGUCACCGCCGAGGGCGUCAUCUCCACGCUGACCACUAACGCAGUGGGCCCUCUGCUGGUGGGUAAGUACUUCUCCGGCCUCCUCCAGAAGGGUGGCGGUGGCUUCGGCCAGCAGCCGGCAGAGAGAGCCAGGCAGCACAGCGGCAUCAUGGUCAACAUCACCGCCAAAGUGGGGUCCAUCGGGGACAACGGUCUGGGCGGCUGGUACAGCUACAGGAUGUCUAAAGCUGCUCUCAACAUGGCCACCAGGAACCUGUCCAUCGAGCUGGGCCGCAGCCGACCCAAGGUGGUGUGUGUGUCCGUACAUCCAGGGACGGUGGACACAGACCUGUCCCGGCCGUAUCACAAGAACGUUCCGAAGGACAAGCUGUUCAGCGCCGAGGUCUCCGUGAACCACCUGAUGAGCAUCGUAGACGCUCUGAACAUGGAGAAGACCGGCAAGGCGUACAACUGGGACGGGACUGAGCUCCCGUGGUAGAAAAGGAUAAGUGGUGGUCCAAACGGUCGAAAGACAAACCUCUUCCGCUACCUCACAGCGAAUCAAAGUGCUUCAAUCCUUAAAGCCUUAUGUGCCGUUGAUGCAAUUGUAAAGAUACUUAUGGGAGAGUGUCUUUGUGGAAAGCUAUCCUCUCAGCAACUCUCCCACAAAACAAAUAAAAUGUUCCUUUGUUGUUGUUUCAAUCCUUAUUGUUGAAUAAAAAGAGAUUAAAUUGGGUUACAUGUGCCACAUUUGUUCUGUUAACGUACAUUAAAUAACUUCAUUACAUUUGUCAUAUACAUGCAGGUACAUAAAUGACAUUUGAUCCUAAAAAAAUAAGGAUUUAAGCACCUUGAGGUUCAGUUUAUUGCUCGAGGACACUCUGACAGCAGGAGCUGGGGAUCGAACCACAAACCUGUUAAAUAAACCGCUUUACCAUCUGAGCUACAGCUGCACCCAUAAACAGCAGCAACGUGUAUUUAUUAAUAACUCUAUUUAUAUAACGCCUUUCAAAACAAAGCUACCGUUUAAUAUUAUAUAUUAACAACCAUGCAGUCUGAAUAUUUGAUAUUUUAGUUUUUUACGUUUAAAUUGUACCUUUUUAUUAUACCUUUAAUGUGUGAAUACCUAUUUAUUAGACUUGUUUUGUUAUUGUUUUUCUACUUGCUAACAUCCACGCUGCUGGACGAAUAAAGGAUUGUCUUAUUUUAGCUUAUCUUACCACCAUAUGGUGCAAAAAGCAUUUAAAUCUCCCUCUAAUAAUUAAAUGAAAAACUAUUAAUUCCUCACUUUUCUUUCAUUUAUUCCGUGAGCAGAAAUGGACUCACGGUUAUUUAAUUUAAUCCAGAAGAUGGCAGCAUUUCAAGACUUACUUACUGUCCUCACUGGGUGAGUGACGGUGUGGGGAAUGAUCUGUUCAUCUGUUGUCUGUGAUGGUCUCCAUGACGGUCCCUUGAUUAAUGGGGUUUGUUACCGUGGUAACGGUGAUUUCAUGCCUGCAGGGCUACGUUUGUGUUCAUGUUAAUCAUUUUG
Molecule: messenger RNA, 1887 nt
Organism: Anoplopoma fimbria (sablefish)
Lineage: Eukaryota; Metazoa; Chordata; Actinopteri; Perciformes; Anoplopomatidae
Exons: 4
Coding region: 28-855 (275 amino acids)
Source: RefSeq, a predicted model, not a curated record